Trichobilharzia regenti is the source of this 1056-nucleotide messenger RNA. Lineage: Eukaryota; Metazoa; Platyhelminthes; Trematoda; Strigeidida; Schistosomatidae. The record is from the annotation of a GenBank genome assembly.
AUGACAAAAGAUCUGGAAUCAAAAAAAAUACGCAGAGAUAGCAAGUUAUUGAAUGAUGAUAUUGAUGAUGUUUUGUUUCGUGUAUAUAUUUCAGCUGUACCGGAAACCACAACGACAGUGAUGGCGACAGAAGCGGCGAACACUACAAUGCACAGCUCAACAACAAUUGAGACUCAAACGAUGACAGUAACGACAACAACCCAGUCGGUAUUCACCACAGUCGAAACAACUACAGGUGCGACUGUGCAGACGGUUACUUUGGUGAUCUCAUCACCGUUGGUCAGAGAGAACAAGUCAUUGGAGUGGAGUGACAGUCUUCUGGAUCCGACUUCAUCCUUGUUUCAGGAAUACUCCACAGAAGUGUGUGAUCUGCUCAUCAAAAGCAUGACGACAGCUGAUAUCGAAGGACUAAUCAACGUCACUUGCACCGUGGUUAGCUUUCAACGUGGAUCAGUGAUUGGAAACGCGGUAUUAACCGUCCAACAUGAUAUUUCCAGUGAGAACUUCUCAACAAGCAGUGUGACGGAGCAGACUGUUCUCGCCGCGAUUGUCCAAUACACAGAAGAACUAGUUACCAAUGGUACUGGUCAGGUGUACUUUGGUGCAGCGAGCAACAUUACGAUAGAAGCUGUACCGGAAACCACAACGACAGUGAUGGCGACAGAAGCGGUGAACACUACAAUGCACAGCUCAACAACAACUGUACCGGAAACCACAACGACAGUGAUGGCGACAGAAGCGGUGAACACUACAAUGUACAGCUCAACAACAUUAACCACACAAACAACUACGAAGGCCACUAGCUUAACAAAUAAUAUUAACAUCUCAAUACGAGUAGAACUACGCAAGGGGAAUAAGCCAUUAUUAUGGGAUCCUUUAUUGACCAAUAAUAUAUCUGCUGUCUAUAAUGCCACUUCAGAGAAAACAUGUGCUUUAAUAAAAGCUGCUGCUCGUUUCACUACAUCAAUGCAAUUCGAAAUCACCUUCUGUAAUAUUCUACGAUUUUAUCCGGGCUCUAUACUAGCUGAAGCAGGGAUAACUGUGAACUAUACAGAU